GCGCCACCUACUAAUGGCACAUGCGCAGCUGUCAGUCAGUUUGUAGCAAAAAAGUGUAGAGAGUUCUACGUUUGGAAGUGUGUGCUGUAACUUCAUGUAGGAAGACAGUGGCGCGGUCUUCCAGUGGACAAUGAGCCACGAUGACAAACCAUUUGCUUGUUCCGCUACCGACUGUGGGAUGCGUUUCUCAACGGAGGAUCACUUGAAUGUUCACCUGCGCAAGCAUGAGAUGUCCUUGGCCUUAAACCUGGGAGGGUCAACAAUAUCGUCUCCUUCAAAUCCUUUUUUAGACCAGACGCCGACACCUACAAAGUUUUUAAAGAACUGUGAAGAAAUAGGAUUAUUCCAAGAACUCAGUAAAAACCCGUUUGAAGAAGCCUUCAAGAAAGCAUCCGAUGUUCCAGAAGGCCCCUUGGUGUCUGUUCCACUACCGGGGCCACAUUCCAAUGAACUCAACACACCUGUUCCUCUGGACAACUUGAAAAACGAGCUCGUGAAAUGUCUUUCGGCGAAACUAAUAAAACAGGAGCCUCUGUCUGGCGGUGUUGUCACCACCUCUGCCAUCGACAAAGCCCUUGACCUCUCGGGUCACCGGACGUCACCGGUGAAGACUGUCGCAGUGCAGCCGUCGUCGACAACCAAUGAUGACGAGAAUGAAUGUGUGUCGAUGUCGCAGGCGGCCGACAGCACCGUGUCACCGGCGAGAAACGUCGUGUCGAGUACCGGUCCUGAAAUCAUAGCACAGCCGGUCUCAGUUGCUACACAGCUGGUCACCUCGCCUGCGAUAAUAGUCCCACAAGUUGGUCAUCAUCAGCCUGUAACGAGCCCCGCCACCACUGCAGUGACGGUGGCAGUGGCAGCAGCAACACCUACCACACAGUCGUACGCGAUGCAGGUCUUUCUACAGCUUCCCACUGGUCAGACGGUUCCGGUACAUAUUCCAGCAACGCUGAACCCGGUGGCUAUUUCAGGGAUGCAGCAGAUGGUUACAAUGACAUCGGCGUCGCCAGUGACAACGUCACCCGUGACAACCAUGAAUUUAAAACAGCGGUUGAAGCAGUCAUUGGCCGCCUCACAGCAGCAGAAUUCCCAGAGAACCGUGGGUGUGGUGAGCUCCGUGGUGCAGGCCAGUCCCAUAGCCGACGCUCAGAACCACAUCCUCGUCAACUCGCAAGCGUCGACGCCGACGAUUCUCUCAGAGGUGAUGUCACCCAACUCCGAUUCUCCGACUUCCGUAGAUCUCGACUUCGCUGAGUCAUUAUAUCGAAAACGAUCAAAGUCUGGAAAUGAGGAUGAAGCGGAUGACAGAAGACGUAAAUUCCUGGAGAGGAAUAGAGCUGCUGCAGCCAGGUGUCGGAUGAAGCGCAAGUCGUGGAUCUCAAACCUCGAGAGAAAGGCUGACGAUCUUCAGAACACAAACACUCGCUUACAGACUGAGGUAAAUGUUCUACGUUCGGAAGUCGCUCAGCUGAAAACUUUACUGCUGGCUCACAAAGACUGUCCAAUCACAUUGCAGCAGAAAUCACAAAGUCAAGGUCAGAUCACAGUUAUGUUAGAUUCAGGGGUGACGCCUUCAGUUCUAACACUGCCCAUAUCAGAACCAUCACAGGUUGUCACGGCAACACACAUGGUGGCAGCCACCAGUUCUAAUAUGACUGUUAUUCCCUUAGAUUCUGAUAACUUAUUGCUAACGCAGGGACGAAGUAAAAAGUGAGAAUGAAAGUCUUUGUGUUUUCGUGUCUAGUGUUUUGUGUCAUCUGCUUGUUUCUAUGUGAAAUUUGUUAUUAAGACAAAGGAAUACUUAAGAAAAAAAGAAAGAAAAAAGAAAAAAAUGAUUACGGUCCACGCACAGACUUACAAGCUGUUCUCAUUGCUUUGCAAAUAAAGCUGAUUUUGAUGAGAAGAGAGAAAGAUUAUGAUUGAUCACAGAAAAGUGGUGAUUUGUGCGUGAAACUGAUCUUUACAAGAGGAGGAGAUUUAAGUAAAAUAUAUGGAUUACGUUUGACAUAGAAAAUUGGCAGUCCAAAGAGUGGCAGCCAUUUCUUUCUCAUGCCUAUCUUUAAGGGGAGACAAUCUUUAAAACAAGAAAAGAUAAUCUUUGAAAGACAGGAAACAUUGAAAUAUCAGGAUCAUGGAUUACAAGGAAAUUCUAGUUCUUGUCCGGAAAGUGACCAUCCAAUUCUUUCUCUUGCUUAUUUCUAAGGGGAGACGAUCUUCAAAACAAGAGAAGAUAAUCUUUGAAAAAACAGGGAACAUUGAAAUAUCAGGAUCGUGGUUUGCAAGGAAAUUCUAGUUCUUGUCCGGAAAGUGACCAGCCAAUACUUUCUCUUGCUUAUUUCUAAGGGGAGACAAUCUUCAAAACAAGAGAAGAUAAUCUUUGAAAAAACAGGGAAAAUUGAAAUAUCAGGAUCAUGGAUUACAAGGAAAUUAUAGUUCUUGUCGGAAAAGUGACCAGCCAAUUCUUUUUCUUGCUUAUUUCUAAGGGGAGACAAUCUUAGAAAGAAGAGCAGAUAAUCUUGAAUGAAAAGAAGAUAAUCUCAGAAGAUUAAAGUAAAAGAACUGCGAUUUAUACAGAAUAUUUUAUUUCUGAUCUGAAGAAUGGCAGAAAGUUUUUUCUCCCUAGCUUAUUUGUGAGAUAAUAAUCGAAAGAAGAAAAGAUAAUGUUUAAACGAAAAGAAGAUUACAGUGAUAGGAUCAUGGAUUAUAGAGUAAUUUUAAUUGCUGGUUCAAUAAGAUUAAAAUAAACAGAUCGUGAUAUAUGCAGAACAUUAAAUUUUCAUUAAGAGAAGUAGGGAAUAGGUAUUGAAUAACCAGAGACAGUAUAAUCAGCGACAAUAAAAACAAGGUAGAAAACGUUAAAAAAAUCAGAGUGCAGGGUAAUUUAUGUGGUGUACCGAGUAAGGUUAUAAUAAUCCGUAGCCAGCCAUUAAAAAUUGGGUCACCUUGUAACAACAUUCUUUUAAAACUAAUAUUAAAGGCAUACUGUCACAGAUUUAAAGACCUUAUUUCACUAAAAAUGGAUAAUAAAUAAAAAUUACAUUAAUUGUUGAAGACCAAAUCUAGCUAUCGCACACCUUAACUGAACCAUAAUGGAGUGAAAUCCGUCAUUCCUCUCGGCAAUUUUAGUUUUUGAAUUAUGGACCAAUGCCAUUAUUCAAUUAUUUUUACAAAAUGUUAUUAAUAAAUGGAGCAUGGCAGUUAUGAAGAUGGUUGAAUAAAGUACAUUUAGGGACAAAUCAAAUUAUAUUUGUUCAGGUAAUACUUUGUUAGACCACUAAAUAGGUCAGUGGUCUGUGACAAUAUGCCUUUAAAAAGUAAAUAUACACUAAUGAUAAAAAUGUGUUCGCAAAUCAGAUUUGUAACAGCUUUUGACAUUGACACUACUGAUUACUUCUCAACUUUCGAGGGCCGUAUAGCCACCUAAAAAUAUGUAUUUAAAGUAACACCCACCAUGCAAAAAACCCAAACAACCCUAGAUUUAUAUGUGUGUAGAGUUGUAUAUACAUUUUUAUUUCCCCAUACACCCACCUCCCCCCAACCCCC
Molecule: messenger RNA, 3543 nt
Organism: Gigantopelta aegis
Lineage: Eukaryota; Metazoa; Mollusca; Gastropoda; Neomphalida; Peltospiridae
Product: cyclic AMP-dependent transcription factor ATF-2-like
Exons: 11
Coding region: 131-1714 (527 amino acids)
Biological process (GO): regulation of transcription by RNA polymerase II
Molecular function (GO): DNA-binding transcription factor activity, RNA polymerase II-specific; cAMP response element binding
Source: RefSeq, a predicted model, not a curated record